AUGAGUCAAGAUCUAUCCUUACCACCACCGCCACCACCGAUUUCCCCUGCACAAUCUGAAGUGACGGUUUUGAAUGUUGCAACAACAAAACCUGACGAUCAAGACGAUGAGAGCAAGUUUGAACCGCCGAGGUUGAGCUUGUUUAGAUUGUUUUUGUUGUUCCUGGGCUUUGGAUUUGAAGCCUUCGGUGGCCCUGUAGCUCAAAUAGCACUCAUCAAGCAGAAAUUGGUUGUGGAACAAAAAUGGAUUUCAAUACCAAAGUUUAACAAGGUCUAUGCCGUGUAUCAAGUCCUCCCUGGGCCAGAAGCAGCCGAGCUAUGCUGCUAUUUUGGUCAUCUCUCUCGAGGCAAAAUAGGAGCACUGAUAGGAGGAUUGGGAUUUAUACUCCCAGGAUUCUCAUUGAUGCUGUUAUUAAGUUGGGUCUAUUCCAUCAUUGGACUGGAUAAUCCGUAUUUCCAUGCUUCGUUUAGAGCACUACAGCCUGCUGUUGCUGCCAUGGUGGCAGUGCAUAAACUGGCCGAACAUGCAGUGAUUGAUCACAAGACGAAAAAAAUCCAAAACCAUUUGCUAUUCUUGGCUUUAUUGGGUGCUUUGAAUUCGGCAUUACGGAUCAAUUUUCUGAUUACGCUGGCCGUGUUUGGUAUAUUGAAUGGGUUGUAUGACAGGAAAAUGUAUUGGGCUGCUGGACUCGUCUUUCUAGCUGGAUAUGGAGCUUAUGCUGCUUACUUUGCCGUAAAAGGAUUCCCAAGUGCUGCUGCUCUGGCAACAGGAAUAGCAAGCACACCAACACUCGCCCGCAUAUUCGCAGUCUCUCUCAUGGUCGGCUCACUAUCAUUCGGCGGAGCCUUCACAACAAUCCCGUUUAUGCAACAAGAAGCAGUGGUAGUGGGUGGUUGGAUCUCCCAACAACGCUUCCUCGAUGGCAUUGCCCUUGCGAACGUCCUCCCAGCACCAACAGUCAUAUUCACCACAUUCGUCGGAUACACUGGUGGCGAAUACUAUUAUAACGACAUAGGGUAUGCAUUUGCAGGUGCUAUAUUAGCCACUGUCGGAAUCUUCUUGCCAUGUUUUGCAUUUGUGAUUAUUGGACACUCGUUCUUUGAACGGGUUGUUAAUAUGCCUGCUGUAUCGGCUGUGCUGGAUGGUGUGUCGGCCUCUGUGGUGGGCAUUGUUGCUGUGACGGCAUUGCAGAUUCUUAGAUCGGCUAUCUCGGUUAAUUUGGUUGCUAUUACGGCUGUUGAUGCUAGAUUCACUGCUGUAAAUGAAUCGCUGCUGGCGGUUGUUGUGUUUGUCGCAGUUUUGGCUGCUUUUCUGAGAUCACGCCCUAAUAUUGAACAGCUGAUCAAACACCAUUUGCUUACUGGAUCUGGUGCCAGUAAAAUAUCUAUCAACGCAUCGUCCAAGACCCCCAGGAAUAGCCCAGGAAAACGAUUCAACGCCUCCGUCUUCAAAGCUGCCGAAAAUGUCUUCGAAUCCUUGACCGAAGUCCACUCUGAUACUCGUGCUCAACGACUUACGUCUCGACUUGCUGCAUGCAAAUCGUCAGACGCCAGUUUUAUGAACAAAUGUCGUGAAUGA
Molecule: messenger RNA, 1578 nt
Organism: Synchytrium microbalum
Lineage: Eukaryota; Fungi; Chytridiomycota; Chytridiomycetes; Synchytriales; Synchytriaceae
Exons: 7
Coding region: 1-1578 (525 amino acids)
Biological process (GO): chromate transport
Molecular function (GO): chromate transmembrane transporter activity
Source: RefSeq, a predicted model, not a curated record